AUGGCGCUGGCCGUCACUGCAUCGCCACUCCAUACACCUGCUGGAAACAAUCCUCUUACUGCUGUCAAUCUCAUGUCCCCUCAAGAAGUCGCUGGUAGUGCUGCACCUCCCUUCCCUGAUACUGUCACACCCAAUGUUGGAAAGGAAGCUGGUGAAGAGGAAGAUGAACAAGAUGAAGACAAUGAAAAUGAGGCCGAACCCACAAGCUCUUCUACUACUGGUACCAUGACUCCUAAGGCUACUUGGUCACCAUCAACAUCCAUGUCAGAAGAUCCUCAACCUACCGAUCCUCCACCAAGCGAAUCAUCAUCCUAUUCUUCUUAUUCUUCAACAACGGCUGAACCAACAUCGACCGAUGAACCAACUUCCACGCGUGACAUCCUUCCAGUGAGCUCGCCUGAUUAUCUCCCUGAUUUUGAAGCUCCCGAUUUCAAGUCUCGUGAAGACAUUCCUACUGGUCCUCUCACUCGUGGUGAAAUCGAAUAUGGUAUCGAUGAAUAUCCUGAGCCAUGGAAGAUACCUGAAGAAGGCCAUCCAGAGAUUGAAGCUGCUAUGAAUGCCAUUGAUUGGGACCAUGUGCCAAAGAUUAAUCGUCGUUCAGCUGACAAGGGUACAGGUGAUCUCAACAUGGAUGAUUAUGAUGUGGGCGAUGAUACAGCAUGCUGGUGGAGUGCUACUGGUUGUGUCAAGCCCAAGGUGAAUUAUCUUCCAGAGGAUGUGUACAUGUGCUCCGAUGCCGGUGAUUGGGGAUUGACAUUCGAUGAUGGUCCAUUGAACCCUCGACCCGAAGUGAUGGAUAAGAAUGAUGGCGAGGAUCCUUAUGCAGAGCCUUAUCUUUAUGAUCUCUUGGCCAACACCAACCAAUCCGCAACCUUGUUUUAUGUGGGUUCCAAUGUCAUUCAAUAUCCCGAAGCUGCCAAGCGUGCCUUUGAUGCUGGACACACUCUUUGCUUGCACACAUGGUCUCAUAAUGCCAUGACAACCUUGAGCGACGAACAAGUGGUUGCUGAACUUUAUUGGUCAUUGCGUGCUGUCAAGGAAGCCACCGGUGUCACUUCCAGGUGCUGGAGACCUCCUUAUGGUGAUGUCGAUGAUCGUGUGCGUAGCAUUGCUCAUCAAAUGGGCUUGCGUACUGUAUUGUGGGAUCGUGAUUCUCAAGACUGGAAGCUGGAAUCCAUGAGCAACAAGGGCUCCAUUCAACCAGAAGAGGUGGACAACUACUUUACCACAUGGAUCAACGACGCAAGCGGCAACGAAGAACAUGGCCACAUUAGUUUACAACAUGAACUCAACGAGAUGACGAUUGGUAUGGCUGAAAAAUGGUUGCCCAAGAUGCAAGAAACUUUCAAGGUUAAGCCCAUCCACGAAUGCACAUCCAUGGAGAACCCAUACUGGGAGCUCGAUGAAAAGGAUAAUGAACAAGAAGGCGUAGGCGAAGAAGAGGAUGUCGAAGAAGAAGAGGAAGAGGAAGAAGAAGAGGAAGACGAUCUCGAUUGA
Lichtheimia ornata is the source of this 1497-nucleotide messenger RNA. RefSeq lists its product as uncharacterized. The transcript has 4 exons. Bases 1 to 1497 code for a protein of 498 amino acids. Gene Ontology annotation, biological process: carbohydrate metabolic process. Gene Ontology annotation, molecular function: chitin deacetylase activity. NCBI's taxonomy places the organism in Eukaryota, Fungi, Mucoromycota, Mucoromycetes, Mucorales, Lichtheimiaceae. Gene Ontology annotation, cellular component: membrane. The record is from RefSeq and is a predicted model, not a curated record.